This is a messenger RNA of Fomitiporia mediterranea MF3/22, 1065 nucleotides long. Its product is annotated as farnesyl-diphosphate synthase. NCBI's taxonomy places the organism in Eukaryota, Fungi, Basidiomycota, Agaricomycetes, Hymenochaetales, Hymenochaetaceae. Gene Ontology annotation, biological process: trans, trans-farnesyl diphosphate biosynthetic process. Gene Ontology annotation, cellular component: cytoplasm. Gene Ontology annotation, molecular function: (2E,6E)-farnesyl diphosphate synthase activity; dimethylallyltranstransferase activity. The transcript has 3 exons. Bases 1 to 1065 code for a protein of 354 amino acids. The record is from RefSeq and is a predicted model, not a curated record.
AUGUCGACGAGCAAGCAAGAUAAACGACAAAAGUUCAUCGAUGCAUUUGCCAGUAUCCGCGAUGAGCUGAUUGCUCAUAUGGCAACCGAGAAUAUGCCUAAGGAUGCUCAAGAGUGGUUCAAAAACAACUUGGAGUACAACGUACCCGGCGGGAAGCUCAAUCGCGGGAUAUCGGUGACAGAUACGGUUGAGAUCUUGUUUGGCAGGCAACUUAGUGACAAGGAGUAUCAGAGGGCAGCGAUCCUUGGUUGGAGUGUCGAGUUGCUCCAGGCGUUCUUCCUCGUAUCAGACGACAUGAUGGACCAAUCCAUCACACGUCGUGGCCAGCCAUGCUGGUACCGCCAACCCCACGUCGGAAACAUCGCAAUAAACGAUUCCUUCAUGCUCGAAGCAGCGAUCUAUCACCUCUUCCGCCAACACUUCCGUCACGAACCCUAUUACGCAGACUUACUCGACCUCAUGCACGAGACGACUUAUCAAACGGAAAUGGGUCAACUCGUCGAUUUGAUUACGGCUCCGGAGGAAUCUGUCGACUUGAGUAAAUUCUCGUUGGAGAAACAUCGGUUUAUCGUGCUGUAUAAGACUGCGUAUUAUUCGUUCUAUCUACCUGUCGCACUAGCACUUUACUUCGUUUCUCCUACGGUACCCUCUGUCGCCACUCCCCAAUCUCUUAAGCGCGCGAAGGAUAUUCUCUUACCACUCGGCGAAUACUUCCAGGUCCAGGACGAUUACCUUGACUGCUUCGGCACGCCCGAGCAAAUUGGGAAAGUCGGAACAGAUAUCAUCGAUAAUAAGUGUUCAUGGCUGAUCAACGUCGCACUCGCUCACGCAAGCACUGAACAACGUAAACUUCUGGAUGAGUGUUACGGACGCAAGGACGCAGAGAAGGAGAAGAAAGUGAAGCAGGUGUACGAUGAGCUGGAUUUGAAAGGGAAGUACGAGAAGUACGAGAAGGAAAGCUAUGAGAAGGUUACGGGCCUCAUCAACCAGCUCCCUGCUGAUGGUCCUCUCAAACGUGAAGUGUUUACGAGUUUCUUGGAGAAGAUUUACAAGCGGACGAAAUAG